GCCGCAUCCCAUCCUGAGCAGUGCGGGAGGAGCAAAACUCCUUUUUCUGCAAUGGUUUGCCAUUCAGAAAGUCCAGCCGGAUGACAUUACGUAUUGCUACUGCACUACAGUAAAUCCGGCCAUCCUUUUCUGUGAAAAUGCAUAUCUGGAUAUGGAAAAUCAUCCUGUUUGUUGCUACAUCUCUAAGCUUUGUAGAGAUGUAUGACAAUUAUGGGGAGAUUUGUAGAAAUCUAUGUACCUGUGAGGAGAAGGAUGGGAUCCUGACUGUGAGCUGUGAGAACAGAGGAAUUGUCCGACUGUCGGAAAUAAGCCCUGUGAAUUUUCCCAUGUACCACCUCCUGCUGACUGGAAAUCUCCUAAAGAGACUCUCUCUAAAUGACUUCAUUAGUUAUACGGGGGUUACAAUUUUACAUUUAGGGAACAAUGACAUAUCAGAAAUUGAAUCAGGAGCUUUCAAUGGACUCCAGGGAUUAAAAAGGUUGCAUCUGAACAACAACAAAAUAGAUGCCCUGAGGGAUGAUACUUUUGUUGGCCUUGAGAGUUUGGAAUAUCUGCAGAUUGAUUACAACUACAUCACCUUCAUAGAACCUAAUGCCUUGAGCAAGCUUCAUCACCUGGAAGUGCUGAUUUUGAAUGACAACUUGCUAUCGGCUUUGCCUACCAACAUCUUCCGGCAUGUCCCCCUGACUCACCUUGACUUGAGGGGCAACAGACUGAAAAUGUUCCCGUACAUUGGCCUUUUAGAGCACAUGGACAAAGUGGUGGAAUUACAGUUAGAAGAGAAUCCAUGGAAUUGUUCUUGUGAACUUAUUACCCUGAAGGCCUGGCUGGAGAGCAUUUCCUACACUGCUUUAGUGGGUGAGGUAGUCUGUGAGACACCCUUCCGGCUUCACGGGAGAGACCUGGAUGAAGUUUCCAAGCAAGAACUGUGUCCCAGGAGAGCCAUCUCUGAGUACGAGAUGCGACCUCAAUCACCCCUGAGCACGACAGGAUACUUCCAGACCACGCCUGCGGCUGUGACUGCAUCGGCCACUUCAUCUGCAGUUUUGCGAUCUUCAUCAAGGCCAACCAAGGGCACAGGCCAAUCAAGCAGGUCAAAAUCCAAGCCUACAUCCCGCAUCCCCUCCAAUAUCCCAUACAACUACGGUCCCAUCAUUGCUUAUCAGACUAAGUCUCCUGUGCCUUUGGACUGCCCCACUGCCUGCACAUGCAAUUUACAAAUCUCUGACCUUGGUCUGAAUGUCAACUGCCAGGAGCGAAAGAUAGAAAACAUCUCUGAUCUAAAGCCCAAACCAUACAACCCCAAGAAAAUGUACCUUACUGGGAAUUACAUCCCAGUUGUACGCAGAUCUGAUUUCAUAGAUGCCACUGGAUUAGAUCUACUUCACCUUGGAAACAACCGAAUAGCUGUCAUUCAUGAUCGAGCCUUUGGGGAUUUAGCAAAUUUGCGUAGACUUUACCUAAAUGGUAAUUUAAUUGAGCGUCUCACUGUAGACAUGUUUUACGGACUUCAGAGUUUGCAGUACUUGUAUUUAGAAUACAACGUAAUCCGAGAAAUAGUGUCGGGUACCUUUCAGUAUGUACCCAAUCUCCAGCUUCUUUUUCUGAAUAACAAUGUUCUUAAAACCUUACCUGGGGGCAUAUUUUCUGGUUUGUCUUUGGCCAGGCUUAAUCUCUGCAGUAACCAUUUUCAGAACCUUCCUGUUAGUGGCGUCUUAGAUCAGCUAAAAUCUCUGGUGCAGAUAGACCUACAUGAGAACCCAUGGGAUUGCUCCUGUGACGUGGUGGGCAUGAAGAUCUGGCUGGAGCAGCUCAACGCUGGCACAGUCGUGAACGAAGUGCUGUGUGAAACUCCAAAGAGGCUAAAUGGGGAGGAUAUGCGUAACAUUAAAUCUGAAUACCUUUGCCCAGACUAUUCAGAUGUUAUUGUGUCAACAGUUCCUCCAACUGAAGAGCCUUACCCAGGAGGCCCUACCACAGCAGAAGCAUCUUUGAGAUAUACGCCGUCCAGUGCAGUUCCUCUGUCUGUCUUGAUUUUAAGCCUCCUUUUGGUGUUCAUAAUGUCUGUUUUCAUUGCAGCAGGUCUGUUUGUGGUUGUUAUGAAACGCCGCAAAAAGUCUCAAAAUGACCGCACCAGCACGAAUAAUUCAGAUGUCAGUUCAUUCAACCUCCAGUACAGUCUUUACACAAACAGAUCAGUUCCAAAAGUUAAAACCCCUGCAGGGCACGUUUAUGAGUACAUUCCACAUCCACUGGGUCAUAUGUGCAAAAAUCCAAUUUAUAGAUCGAGGGAAGGCACCUCAGUGGAGGAUUAUAGGGACCUGCAUGAGCUGAAAGUGACAUACAGGAGCACCCCUGAUGAGGAAAGGGACAGCAAUUUGAGAAGUCCCACGUACAGUGUGAGUACCAUAGAACCACGUGAGGAGUCCUCUCCAGUACAAGAUGCUGAGCAUUUCUUCCGAGCCAUCCUCGAACCUGACAAACCGUCACCAUCAGCGCACAAUUUUGAAUACAAGUACAGUGGCCCUGCUUCUUAUACUUACACCCCAAACUUUGAUGUCAGACGUCAGUUCUUGCAUCCUGAAAGGAUACGAGAGACUGUGCUGUAUGGUACAGCGCCAAGUACUGUUUACGUUGAGCCUACCAGAAAUGAAUAUCUAGAACUAAAAGCUAAACUUCAAGCUGAGCCGGACUACCUCGAAGUUCUUGAGAAACAGACAACGUUCAGCCAGUUUUGAACUGCUUGAGUAUUUAAAGCAUUUUUCCUUAGAGUACUUAUUGCUUCAAGCUGGAGGGUGCCUUGGCACAAAAUAACCAUCGUGGAAGAAGAUAAAAUGGGGUGUGCCGGACUAUAUUAUUGUUAUUUUUAGAACUACAUUGCAUUACAGACAUCAGAUGC
This is a messenger RNA of Scleropages formosus (Asian bonytongue), 2899 nucleotides long. RefSeq names its product SLIT and NTRK-like protein 5. Gene Ontology annotation, molecular function: protein binding. The record is from RefSeq and is a predicted model, not a curated record. Lineage: Eukaryota; Metazoa; Chordata; Actinopteri; Osteoglossiformes; Osteoglossidae. The transcript has 2 exons. Gene Ontology annotation, biological process: positive regulation of synapse assembly; axonogenesis. The coding region runs from base 138 to 2738 and encodes 866 amino acids.